UAUUUUAGUUUGUUUUAAGUAUUUUAUUUUUUGGAGGUUACAUCGAGAAGAAUUAUGUAUCCAGUAAGUUUUCCUAUUAACAAUUAUGGAAUGCACGGUUUCUAUCAACAUAUGGUACAACAUUCCUUUGUUGGAAAUGAACAAAUCUACCCUCAAAUGGUCCAAAUAGACCAACCACGUGUAGCUCUUGAGGACUCUAACAGCGAAUUCGUCGACACUAGCAAAGAGUUCGAAAAUAUGAUUUAUAACGAAUUCUAUGGACCGCCGGGGAUGAGAGCAACCCAACCAAAGGAAAAACAGAAUCCGCUGGAUAGAUAUUUUGCACUGAAAAACCUCUUGGUUUUUACCGGCGAUCCAGCAAGCCCUGCAAGCGUCAAAAUAAAACGGAAAAGAGCUAUCCAAGAGGAAAUGGAUAAAGUAUCAGAGAUCCUCCGCAGAGGCCCACCAAAAGAUGAAUUUCCUCCAUGGUCCAAGAGUAAUAAGCCUAAUAAAAUAUAUGAGAAGGAGAAAAAGGAUAGAGAGAGGCAAUAUUCGCAGAAAAACAAGAGACCUGGAUUCAAUAUUCAAUUAAGCACUCAUGUUGCCGAUAACAAUAGAGCUGUCACCUCCAAGAAGGUGUAUUAUGCUUUUCCCAACUCUUCACAUACCCACGUUGUUCCCAAUGAUACCGGCAGACGUGUUAAUACAAAAAAUAGGCAGAGUAUGCCAAAAGCACGCUAUCCGAAAUAAGUCGAUAUAUUUUACAUUAACACAUAUUUUAUUUUUGACCAAGAAACUUCAGUUUCGCUUCACAUAGUUUUUAUUUAAAUUUUACUGAGUUUAGGUCUUUUAUUUUAUACAUAAUAUCAUGUUUUAUAGAAAUGCAGAGUGAAGGAAAAAUCGUAAUUUUAUAAUUUUACUUUUAUGUUAAUUUAUGUUGCUGUUAUAAUAUUGAAGAUUC
Messenger RNA from Nicrophorus vespilloides, 940 nucleotides. RefSeq lists its product as uncharacterized. The transcript is spliced from 3 exons. Bases 55 to 729 code for a protein of 224 amino acids. The record is from RefSeq and is a predicted model, not a curated record. Lineage: Eukaryota; Metazoa; Arthropoda; Insecta; Coleoptera; Silphidae.